This is a messenger RNA of Sphaeramia orbicularis (orbiculate cardinalfish), 11810 nucleotides long. RefSeq names its product zinc finger homeobox protein 3-like. Gene Ontology annotation, cellular component: nucleus. The coding region runs from base 383 to 8857 and encodes 2824 amino acids. The record is from RefSeq and is a predicted model, not a curated record. The transcript is spliced from 11 exons. Gene Ontology annotation, biological process: regulation of transcription by RNA polymerase II; regulation of neuron differentiation. Gene Ontology annotation, molecular function: RNA polymerase II cis-regulatory region sequence-specific DNA binding; DNA-binding transcription factor activity, RNA polymerase II-specific. Lineage: Eukaryota; Metazoa; Chordata; Actinopteri; Kurtiformes; Apogonidae.
AGCGUAAUCUCAGCCAUUUUUUGAAGGAAACUAAUUAGCAGGAAUAAAGAGCCAAGUGUUUUUCCCCCCACAGUGAUCAGAACUCAUUCUACCUCUGGAGCUCGCACAAACCCCUCCGUCCCCCAUCUUCUGUUUACUACAGCCUAUAUGUAGCUUUAAUUACACUGUUGUUUGGUAACAACUUGGACCCCGCUGCUCUCUCUCCCUCUCCCCAUUUUUUUUUUCUCCUGCUCCGUAAAAACGCAGAGGAUCAUUCAUAAGGAAUGAGUGGGAUCUCUAUACGAUUGUUUUCUGGACUACUACACACUGAGCGUACGGAGCUUUGUACCAGAGCCGCUGCAGAAAUGUGGGGUCGUAAUGCGUGGCAGCUGUAGCCUCUGGUAUGGACAGCGGUGAGGGAGGAGGAGGGGAUGGAGGGGGAGGAGAGGAGAGAGAUGCUGACCUCAGUCCCCAGGCUUUAUCUCUUCCUCUCCUGACCCUGGCGGUCAUUCCUGAGCAGGGGUCAUCUACUCAUACCUCAGCCACGGCCCCUGCCAAAGAGCCCCUGACCCUGCCUCAGCAGGAGGAGGAGGGCGCAGAGGGGUUCCAGGCUAGAAAAGAGACCCAGGGAGAUGAGCAGAAAGAAGGAGGCCGUCACUCACAGGAGAAUAGAGCGUGUCAAAAACAGGGGUUGAAGGAAAACUUCGGGGAGGGAUAUUUGUCAGGGCAAAGGGAAGAGGAUGGGGAGGUGCACUUAGGUGUGGGAGAGGCGUCAGUUACAGGGGGCCUCCCAGAAGUCCUUAGCAGCGGAGGCCAAGAGGAGGAGAAGGAAGAGGAGGAGGCCAUCUCAAACCAAAGCCAAAACAAAUCCAAAUGUUCUUUAUUACCUCAACAGAGCCAGCACAGCUCUUCUUCCAGCACUGCAAAGGCCAGUGGCACACUCGACAGCAAAAUAGCCGCCUCUCCAAAGCCCUCCCCUAUCCUUUCCACCUCUCCAAAGCCCGCCCCUUUUCUUUCCACCUCUCCAAAGCACUUCACUUGUCCGUCCUCCUCUUCUGCCCUGCUGAGUGAGACUGAGGUAAAAGACAUUAAGGGAGAUCAGGGCUGGAUUUCUGGGUUUCCUCAGAGCUUUAAAUCCCAGCAGUCUACUCUGGCUUUUCCAGUGGCAGGUACUGAGCCUGAUAGUACACCUGCUGAGGAUGGUGGGCCGGCAGGGGUUCUUCACUCUUCCAUUUCCAAUGGAAAUGGUGCCAAAGCUCCAGAACCAAAUGACAGUCAUCAAGAAACAGAGGUGGAUGAUGAGAGAGACAAAGAAGAACAGAAAGACGGCGUCCUUAAAAACCUCAACCAAGACCUCUCUCCUAAUUCACUGACGAGUCACAUGACCAUAAUGCAUUCACGCAAUUCCUGCAAGACGCUGAAAUGCCCCAAGUGUAACUGGCACUACAAGUCUCAGCAUACAUUGCAAGUCCAUAUGAAGGAGAAACAUCCAGAAACAGGAGGCCACUGUGUAUGUGGUGCCUCUGGUGGGAAGUGUGUUUGUGGUGGUGCAGCACGAGGAGUGUGUGGGUACUGCAGUUCGGGGAAACCCCAUCCUCGUUUGGCUCGAGGUGAAACCUACGCCUGUGGCUACAAGCCCUACCGCUGUGAGGUGUGCGACUAUGCUACCUCAUCGAAAGGAAACCUCAGCAUACACAUGCAGUCGGAUAAACACCUUAAUAAUGUACAAAAUGGGGGACACUCAAAUGGUCACAUGCACACCUCUCACAUUAACAAUAGCAGCUCCUCCAGUGGUCACACAGUGGAUGAGCAGCCCUACAAGCUACCACUUGCUAUUCCCCCGCCUACUACACAGCCUGCCAAGCUCACACCACCAGCACACUCACACUCUCAUGGUAAGCGCUGGCGGUGUGAUGUGUGUGACUAUGAGACCAGCAUUGCCCGCAACCUGCGCAUACACACCACCAGCGAGAAGCACACGCAUAACAUGCUCCGGCUCCAGAGAGGUUACUAUCUGUCUCAAUGCAGGAGCCUUGCCCCCCAGCUUAAACACCUACAAAACACAGGUGGUGAACUCUCCUUAAGCAUGCGACUGACCAGUCAACAAGUCCCAGACCAGCCAGUUACGCUUGGGUCUACCCUGACUCCUUCUCCAUCCCCAUCUCCUUCUCCCCCUCCAGCCCCAUCUCUGUCCCCCACUGGACCACUCUCUCUCUGUGUGUUCCAAUGUCUCAUCUGCUCCAGCUUUUCAUCUGACAGCUUAGAGUCUGUGGAGCAGCAUUUGAAUACACCUCGCUCCCUGCCCCAGUCUGAGUGGUGUUCCCUUGUUGCUGGAGGCUGCCACUGCAGGCUGUGCGGCUACACCACCCCACUGAGGGCCAAUUUCUCUUUGCACUGCCAGACCGAUAGACACCGCACCAGGUACCAGCUUGCUGCUCACCUCCAGGAGGGUGGAGACAGAGGUCAGGAGGGGGCUGCCCUUAUUGCUAAGGGAAACCCUGUCCAGCUGCGGUGCAACCUGUGUGACUACGUGACCAGCAGUUUUGAGAAGCUACGAGGACACUCCCUCAGUUCACACCAUGAGGCCGGCAUCCGGGUCUACAGAUUCCUGCAGCAGUAUGAUGGUGAGGUUGAUGGAGGCUCGUGGCUGUUCCAUUGUCUCCUAUGCAACCACUCCUCCUCUUCUAAACUUCAAGUACUAAAACACAGUCAAACCCCAACCCAUCAGCAGAGGGAAGGGCUAUUACAGCUGCAGCCAAUGGGUGGAGAGGAGCUAGCAGCCAUUUUUACCAUCAGGAAAAACACUGAUGGCGUCACAGGAGAGCUCAGUGAGGACAUGGAAACUUCCAGUGAGACUAAAACUGGUCCUUUGGACCAAACCAAAGACACACACAAUGUGGGGGCAAAGCAGUUUUCUGAGGACACAGAAGAUACUAGAGGGGAAGAAAAAGAAAAACGGGAGUCAUUGCCCUCAGUGAAACGUCCAUCCUCUGGAGGCGGAGAAACGGAAAACAGUAUCUCAACUAAACGCCCCAAAAUACACCAGCAAAAUGAGAACCAGCAGACUGUCCAGUGCCCUUUGUGCCAGGUUAAACUCCCUUACACACACCUUAAGCAGCAUCUCACACAUGUGCACAGUGUGGCGCAGGACUGUGUCGACAAGCUCAUCAGCACGGUCACACCACCAAUGGAACAACCACAGCCACACUUGGAGAUGGAACUAUUGGCAGUCUCGUGCACAGAGGAUAUACAGAAAAAUAAAAACAAUGCAGAUAGUUCCCAAACUGCUGAUUCCAUUGCCUCCGCUGAUUCACAGAAAAAUAAAGGCAUCUCAGUAGAAAAUACUGAGAGAGAUGUAGCCGCACCCAAAGAUGUCACAGCUCUACUCACCCCACCCUUAGAUGAGAACACCACUCACCCUUCCAAUGGAAAACUGGCUCCUCAGUCCCCAACUCAGAUACCCCCCUCUUCUCCGCCCACGUCUCCAUCCAGUGACCCCCCUCCUCUUACUGAUCGCCAUGGUUACCGGUUCCGUUGCAGCAGGUGCAGCCUAGCGUUUCCCACUCAGGAAAAGCUCCAGCUGCACUGGCAGUAUCAUGCCAUGAGGGCGGCGACAGAGUGUCCCCUCUGUUCCAGACAAUGCCGCAGUCAGGAAGCCCUGCAGAGACACAUGCAGAACACACACUCACAGCUGGACAACACACAGGGACAGAAUACACAUUUACUGCCCCACACUGCGCAAUACAUGGAGCAUAAUAAGAGUUCAGUUCAACAAGAUUUUAGUUUAUCACCUCAAGUUGGCCAAGAAGCAGGAGAGGGUGAGGAUGAAGACAUAGAAGAAGAGGAAGCACUAGGCACUGAUCGAAAAGACACACAAAAAAUUGAAGUUAAAAUGAAAGAAAAAGACACAGUUGGUGAACUUGAUGAUGAUGAGGAAGAUUUAACUGAGCCAGAAAAAGGACAACAUGAGGAGAUCAUAUCAGAACCCAGUUCCAGCUCUCUUAACAAGAAGAACUCUAAUCCCACCCUGGACCGCUACCUGGAUCCAUCUAGGCCCUAUAAAUGCACAAUAUGUUCUGAAUCCUUCACUCAGAAAACCAUUCUACUGGUGCACUUUAACUCUGUCUCCCAUCUCCACAGAGCCAGACGAGCUCUGCAAGAUUCUGGCACAGGCGUCACUGCCCCUGAGGCUACCCGUGGCCCAGAUGCUAGGCCCUACCGCUGCCGGUUGUGUGGGGUUGGAUACAGCCAGAGCUCCACUCUGGACAUACAUCUUCGCUCAGUUCUUCACCAGACCAGAGCUCGUGCUGCACAGAAUCCAGCUUCACAGACCCCAACUUCUAGUGUAACCACUCCAGUGACCCUCCCAACUACUACUACUCAACCUGCUACAACUAGAGAAGAAACAUCCAAGAGUUUACCGUUCCCCAAGAGGCCAGAUGUAGCGAUCUCUUCAACCUCUUCAUUACUAGCACCUGGCUUAGUAACAGAGUCCCAGACAGCCCUUACUAACACAGUGGAUAGCCAGCAGGCUAAAAAGAGAGUGGCAGAGUUGCUGGCAUCAAGGAACCAACUAAUGCUCAUACAGCAGCAGCAGUUAGCUCAGGCUCAAGCACAGGCUCAAGCUCAAUUACAACAACACACAGCCCUUUUACAGUCCCAAGUGAUGCAGCAUCUUCCCUUAGGAUCUGAUAAUCUCCUUAAACAUCACUUCCCUUUGGCAGCAGAUAACUUGCUGUCUCUUCAGCAGCAGCUUCUUCUGCCCUUUUACUUGGCUGGAGACAUGAAGCUUAACCCAGAGUUAGCAGUUCAGAACCUAGAACUUAGUCAGUUUGAGUUUGUCACCUCCACACCAAAAUUACAUGUUAAGACAGAGGCUAAAAGGGAGUCAUCUCCUCAAAAAGAUGAAAAACAAAUCCAGAGACAAAGUUCAAACUCAGCUGUAAGGCAACACAAAGAUCAUGUGCAGUGUGAAACCAAGGUUGAAGCAGGCAGCAGUGGGCCCAUCGCCAAUGAGACAAGAAAAGAACACAGUAUUUCUAAUUUUGAGGAAGAACAGGGAGAAAUACCAGUUUCUACAGUAAACAAUGAAAUUCAAAAGGAGGAAACACAUGCCUCACCUCUUAGUCUUCUUGGACUGCAGUGUCCUCCUCCCAGAGUCCCUUAUGCUGCUGUGAAUGGCGAGCCUCUUAGAGCCCUGUUGCAGAGUUAUGGGUAUGAAUUGGCACUGCAAUAUAUACAAAGUAGACACAGACACCAGCAGCAGAUAGUGACUCAAAUUAUAGAAGAUAAACAAGAGAGCACUGAUAAAAAGUUGGAUGUGUGUUCAGAGGAGAAAAGAGAUAACUUUAGUGAGAAACAAAAUGGAGAGACAGAAGACAGUAAGGAAGAGAGGGGUGAGGAAGAUAAUGAAGGAGCAGAAGGCUUUCCUUUUGAGGAAAAUCAAAACAAAUAUGAAUUAAUACACAAAGAAAAACAAUGCUGUAAAAAAGGAGAAAAGUGUCGAGACUGUGGCAAAUUUUUUUCAGAUGCAUUGAUUUUGAAAAGCCACCAAGAGUACAUUCACAGAGUGCUUUUUCCCACUGCUGCUCUGGAGAGGUUUUCCAGAGAAUACAGACUGCAGUAUGACCAGAUGUACCCUCUCACACAGCCAAAGUCUGGAGAGAAUUCAACCACAUGCACCCAAGGCCCAUCACCAACAUCAGAUUCAGAACCAGAAACAGCUAAGGUUCCAGUAAAAACCUGUGCACCAUCACCUACACCCCCAGUUUCAGAUCCAACAAACAGACCGUGCACUUCAGCUACAGAUGUUAAACCAACUCCCCCUGCGCCUUCUCCUCCACCAUCGCCUAAACCUCAAGUAUUUGCACAGCAGGAGGUGCCUACUCCAAGCACAUCUGCUACAGCAACUUGUCAAAGCUCAUCUCCAGCUAAGGCCAUACCACUUCCGUUACCUAAAAUACCUAUGCUCCCUUUGACUUUGCCACAGCUUCCCAUACCUUCGCUGCCUUUAUCUAAGCUUUCUCUGCCCCCACUUCCUUUUCCCAUGGAGUUACCACUUCUUCCUCCAGUUGUGAUGCAGUCUGUGGCUCUCCAGCCCCAACCAUGGCUAGAUUCAAAUGUAAACCCUGAUCUUGCAAAACUCUAUCAGUCUCAACUCAACCCAGCACUAUUAGGGCAGCAGCCACAGCCUAGUGCUGCCUUGCUGGCCCAGCCACCCCAGCUUAGCCCAGGUUUACUUGGUCAGCCUCCACAGAUCACUCCUCCAUUACUUGGACAACCAUCACAACCCAGCCCUAUCCAAACAGGACAGCAACCCCAAGUUAGCCCAACAAUACUUGAGCAACAACAGGGUAAGAGAACCCGAACCCGAAUUUCUGAGGAACAGCUUACUGUUCUGAGGAAACACUUUGAUAUUAACAGCCUUCCCAGUGAUGAAGAGAUCAACAAGAUGUCUGUUUUGUCUGGUCUGCCUCAUAAAGUCAUAAAACACUGGUUCCGUAACACCCUGUUUAAAGAGAGACAGCGAGACAAGGAUUCCCCUUACAAUUUUAAUAACCCCCCAGUUACAGCCUUAGAGGACUCCAGAGAGGAAGAAGCACAAAACCAGUCUAUGGCAGUCUCCCCAUCUUCACUGUCUCCAAGCCUUCCAGCACACAGUGUCUCACAGCUCCCAACAGCAGAGCUCCAAAGAGGAGCAGAGCUCCAUCGGGGCAGACGGUCUUCCCGAACCCGCUUCACAGAACAACAGUUGGAGACACUGCAGGGCGUGUUUGAGGCCACUCCCUACCCACGAGAGGAAGAAUAUGACAGGUUGUCUGCUCUUUUGUCUCUCCCUAACCGAGUGAUUGUUGUAUGGUUCCAAAAUGCUAGACAGAGGGCCCGCAAAAACCAGGAACGGGGUACAGAGGAUGGAUCAGAGGUUAAGAACCAGGCUGAUAAUAUUCACAGUCAGAGAAAUAGCUUCCAUAAGAAUGAUGAGGAUAAUGAGAAUAACAGAUGUGUGGAUGAAGGGCAAGAUGAUUCUCAGAAUGAAAACUCUAUGGAUCUGACUUAUGAAUACUACACUCACCCUGACUCACCUGCCCUUGAUUCUACUCAUUGCACAGAAAGUGGGCAUGUAACAGCUAAAAGUGAACUGACAUCUGUUACUAAGAAACAAGGAGAAAAAGUAACUUCUGCUCAAGAAAACAAGAGUGCAAAUCUUGUUCAAAAUGGAAUGUCAGAUGCAGACACUGAGCAUAAAGAACCUGUUGAGGCCCAACCAACUGUGUCCUCUCCACAGCCUGAACCCUCACAGCAGCCAGAAAAGACUCCAGAAAGACCACAGCCUUGCCCUACUUCCAUUUCACAAAAGACAGUAGCAACCAAUCCACCCAUGUCUCAUCCUAGCCAGCGGAGUAGGCACACCCCUCCACCAGCUGUAGACAAAGCUGAUACAUCACCCAGCCUCCCCUCUGAGUCUGAGACAAGCCAGACUCGUAUACCUGAUGUCACCUCUGUUUUAUCCACUGAAACGCAACCACAAAACCAAUUACAACCCCAAACCCAGGCUCAGUUCCAGUGCACUCUUUGCCCAGUCUCUUUGCCGUCAUUCCAGCUGUGGCAGGAGCAUCAGACCAGGCACCUUCUGGCAGCUCAGUCCCAGGUCCAGCUCCUCCACUCUGGAUUUACAGAUCGAACUAUGCCUUACAUGAUGCUCCAUCCCAACCACACCCUCAUGGCCAGCCAAAUGCUUUCAGGUGCCAUGACCCCGAUGCACCCUAAUCCCACACACCCAAUGAUUUCUCACUUAAACAGCAUGCAACUAAAGAAUGCACUGUCUGAUCAUUCAAGUAAUACACUCACAAGCCUUUCUCAAAAUUCCCUGGCAUCCAUGAAGCAGAGUUCAAAGCUCAUGUCAGAGACUAAUUUUGAAGCCCAAAGGGGUUGUAAAGAAGCAGAGGAGGAACACAGAAGAGAUAAGCGUCAGAGAACCACCAUUACACCAGAGCAGCUCGAGGUGUUGUAUCAGCGCUACAGCUUGGAUUCAAACCCCACUAGAGGAGUAUUGGAAAGCAUUGCUCGAGAUGUGGGCCUAACAAGACGUGUGGUUCAGGUCUGGUUUCAGAAUACUCGAGCCAGAGAAAGAAAAGGACAGUUUCGGUCAAUGGGGCCAGGAUCAACUUUCAACUUGGGCUUGAACCACUUGCGCUGCCCAUUCUGUAGGGCUCUCUUCAAGGUAAAGAGUGCUCUGGAUGCCCAUAUGAGAUCACGCCACUGGGCAGAGGCUGAAAGAGCAGGCUUUAACUUGUCGAUGAGUAAUGGAUCCAAUGGGCAGACAGCUACUUCAGCUAUCAUGGACAGACCUGGUCCCUCAAUCUCCACCAACCUUAUCCCAAACCCUGGUUAUGUCUUCAGCAACAAAGAGGCACAAAUGAAGCCACCUGUGACUCCUUUGUCCAUAACCACUGAUCUCAACAACCCAGAGGAGGAAGACGACUAUGAAGAGGAAGAUGAGGAGUACCCAUGUGAGGAGGGCUCUAGUAUGGCUGACCAAGGCUCCCCUAGUCCUGAAGGAUCUGGGGGCCCAAGCUCAGAUUGGGGUGAGGCGCAAACCCUGCAGCAGCAGCACCACCAUCAGCAACAGCGCCAAAGGACACAAAUGAGCCACUUCCAGGUACUCCAGCUCAGAGACUUCUACAGGACCCAUCGUACACCCAAUCGACAGGAGUGUGAAGCACUGGGCCAGGAGUUGGGACUGCCUCACCGUGUUGUGCAGGUGUGGUUUCAGAAUGCCCGUGCAAAGGAGAAGAGGGCCAGAAGCCUGAGCUCCGACUCUGUAGAGAGAGAGCAGGCUGAGCUGAGUGCAGGGGCUGGGGAGAGAGACCGAGCUUAAAGAGGCAGACUGGGGUCCCUUUUCUGACUUCUACUGUGUUCUCCUUUAAACCUUCCUGCACUUGAUGUCCACCUUUUAACAUACACUGUCCACUUUGCUGCCAACCUGAACACCCCAAAGAUGCAGAGCCAUAGAGGCCCAAAGAGAAACUCUCUUACCUGAAAAAAGGAGAGAGCCCAAACCAAGUCUUCUCUACCAUAACCUUCCACUUUUCAUAUUGUACUUUAAACUCAUUCCUGGCCUGUCCUUUCUUGUUGAAAAUAGCUUCUCUCCUCUCCUGUCUCUUCCGUCAGACACCUUACUACAACCAAACACCACCUUGAUUUAAAGAAAAAAAAAACAAAAAAAACAACCAGAUGCCACAGAGGCCAAAGAGCAUUCUCCAAGUAUGUGACCUCACUGCCCAGCUAGACCUGCAGUCUACCUCUCAGUCUGCAUGACAGACUCACAGUGGGCCCUCCACCAGACAGUGCUAGAUGACUAGUUGUGUAGCAUGUAGUGCCAGUCUACGCGAGGCUGGUCAAGAAAUUGUCAAAGAGAUUUUAGUGUAAAUAGAGAGCUCCAAAAGAUAAACUUGAAGAAAAACAAAGCAGUUAACAGUGGAAGAAGAAAAAGAAGAGAAAAAAAAUAAUAUCCUAGAUGGAGGUAUUUGCAUAGAGCUUUUGUAAAGACUGACUCAGAUUCCAAAGCUCGUAACCAAAAUUUUACAUGUCUGUGGAUUUAGUUUCAACAUGUUUGUUUUCAAUAACAAACUGCAGAGCUGACGUCUGUAAAGUGAAACGGUGAGACCUGCAGCUGGCAUAGUUAAGCUGAGUAAAAAAGACUGAUACGGUGCUUGACUGCAGCUUCACCCUCCACAAGCCAAUGAUGAGUCUUCUGUUGUACAUGUACACCUUCUAUGUUCCUUUAGUGGAUAACAGCCCAAAUAGCACAGAACGUAAAGGCCAGUUUGUCUUCAGAGGGGCAAACUAUUUUUUUAUAGCACUCAACCAUUAUACUGUAUAUGAAAACUUUAACCAAACUCAAAUUUACAUUGUGUGUGUUUAGUAAUAGUUUCGUAAUAUAAAUCUUAUGGAUUGAGAAAAACUGUCUUGCUUCGAUAUAAUAGUGUCAUGAUUAUGAAAAGAUUAUGACAGCUUUGAUAUGUUCAGGAGAGGUGACUUAACUGCCUUUCCGUUCUAUUUGAAUAUACCAAUGGCUUACCAAUGUUAUGUGAUUAAUGUAAAGCUUUCUAUGCUCAGGUCAACAGCUCAACAUGGCUCCAUUUCAAAUGUGAUCUUAAUACUGAACCUCUGUUUUUAAAACAGAAAGAGGUGUGGUUUAACCUUGGACUAAGUAUUAAAAAUAUCUACAAAAAACACUCUGUAUUUCAAAGAUCUGAGCUUUUCACUCUGAGUAAUAGAUUGUUACAUACACCUUAUUAAAACUAAAGUGUUUAAUAGUGUGAGGGGUAAAUGUACAGUAUUUAGCUUUUGUAUGGUUGACUCAAGACUUAAUUGGAUGUUUGAGACAUGGCUCCCUUUUCCACUUACAGAUGGGGAGCUACUGCGCAAAGCUGAGAAAAACUUUGGAUGUUAUUGAUGUUAUUUUUGUACACUUAAUUUAUUGUCCCCCUUUCUCCUUCCCUACCUACUUUCUUGUUUUUCUCUUUACCUUUUCUCUUGUGUUCAUUUGCAACCAGUCCUUAUUCUAACUGUAAUAAUAAUAUAACAAUAAUAGCUAAACAAUAAUUAAUGCUUUAAGACAAAAAUCCAAAGACAUGAUAAUACUUUAACCAUAUGACCUACAAAAAUAAGCGCUACUGUUUACUUGACGAUGUAUUGCUGUUUUUAAAGAAGGAAGGAGUCCCUAUAUCUAAGCUACUGUUUUCUGCCUCUCAUAAGCACACUGGAGACUGUAACCAAAACCCCAAACUAGAGCCAUGGCAGUCUGUAAUAUAGCGGUUAAAGAGUUUUACUUCUCUUGAGAAAUGUUGAAGUUUAUUUUUCUUUUUUUUUUUUUUACCAUAGUGUUGAACUUCAGCCCUUAAGGAUGUCCAGUUUGCUGCUAAUGUACUGUAGUUUCUAACGAUACUGUAGAAAGAUGCAUGCUCUGAUCGCUUUACCACUAGGCUUUAAUGACUACAAACUGUAAUGAUACCUGUGAUGCUGUUGAUAAACUGCUCCUCUGUUAUUCUAUUGAAAACAAAUGGAUAUGUGGGGCUCAAUUCCAACAAGUUUGUUUGUCAGUAUCUUAUUAAUUAACCUUAUUCCCAGAAAAUUAAAAUGUCUUUCAUAUUACAAGAAAUAUUUUUUCAUCUAAGAUAGAAGCUUCCAGUUUUCAGAGAAACCCGCUUGGGGCAUUAACUUCUCAGUGCAUAUGGAGAUACUGCAUAGCUUUCUGAAGGAGUUCAGCCCCAAACCUUCCACUGCUAUGGUGUCAGUCCCUCUGUGUUGCAAUGUCUAGUCCAUUUGUCCAUCUGAAACAGCUUGCUGAUCUCAGACUGACAUCACAGCCAACUUUCCAAAGGAUGUGGACUGACUAACUUUGUCAUGUUUUGUUCUUUAACUUACCAAUGUUUACGACAAUACCAAUGAGCUUUCUUCUGUACAGAAAUGUGCAUUCCAAAUACCACAAAAGCAGUUUUUUGUAUACUGAUUAUUUUAAAUUUCAUUUCUCUUAUAUUCUCUUGAUCUUAGUGACUGUAAGAUGUACAUAUUGGGGUCCUCUAUGGUGAAGGGACUCUGUUAUCCUUACUGUAGGUAAAACUAUUCUUUUUCAUUUUUUUCUGGAUAUGUUGUUGCCAUAGUGAUGACCAAAAAGAUACCUGUGAUGUGCACCUGUCCUUAUGUCCUGCUCCAGUGGUUUAGUGUGUCUCUAUACUCUCCCUUCCCCAAUUCUCCCCUACUGGUGUGUGUUCUCUUCCUUUCCCUUCCCAAACUCCACUGAGCUAAAUAAAGUCUGCUUUGGUGCA